This is a messenger RNA of Bufo bufo (common toad), 2028 nucleotides long. Its product is annotated as 52 kDa repressor of the inhibitor of the protein kinase-like. NCBI's taxonomy places the organism in Eukaryota, Metazoa, Chordata, Amphibia, Anura, Bufonidae. Gene Ontology annotation, molecular function: protein dimerization activity. The record is from RefSeq and is a predicted model, not a curated record. The transcript has a single exon. Bases 1 to 2028 code for a protein of 675 amino acids.
AUGGCACUUGGAAAAUUGGUAACUGAGCCCCUUACGAAUUUUAAAAAGCUUAAGGGUAAGGAAGGAGAUUUGGAAGUCCAUGCAAGACUAGUUUAUCACCAAGAGAGUGUAACCGAAGGAAAAGCAUUUUUAAAAACCUACCAUUCCCCUGACAAUGAAAUUGUCAAUCAAAUAAAUUCACAUCGUCUUCAGAAGGUGAAGGAGAACCAAGAGCGAAUUCGUCCUAUCAUUGAGUCCAUUAAAUUCUUGAGUAGACAAAAUAUACCUCUACGUGGCCACCGAGAUGAUGGUGCAUUAAUGGAUGAUUCCACACCGGACGUGAAUGAAGGGAACUUUCGGGAAUUGCUGAGAUACCGCGUUGCAUCUGGAGACAAAAUGUUAGAGAAGCUCCUUACUGCAUCUUCACGUGCUACAUACAUUUCAAAAUCCACACAAAAUGAUUUAAUCAAGUGUUGUGGUGAUGAAAUCUGCACAAUUAUUGUUGGUAGAAUUAAAGAGGCUUGCUAUUUUAGUGUAAUAUUUGAUGAAACUACAGAUAUUUCACAUAUAGAACAGCUUUCAAUUAACUUUAGAUAUGUCUACAAUGGAUCUAUUCGUGAAGAUUUUAUAAAAUUCGUAGAUGCCUAUGAAUUUGCAACUCAGAGUGAGUCCGGAUUGGAUAGUUCAGAUUCAAAACUAAGGCUUACAGGACAGGUUUUAGGCCAGAUGGUAAUCCAACUUAUCAAAGAUCCUUCCCUGGAUAUCACUCAUUGUGUUGGCAUUGGAACAGACAGUUGCAGUGUUAUGUCUUCAGAGGUGGCUGGCGCUGUUUCAGAAAUUAUUAAAGCAGCACCCAACAGUUGCAGAUGUCCUUGUUACAACUAUUCUCUGAACAAUCCCAUUUCAAAGUCCUCACAAGUUUCAGCAGUUCGCAAUGCAGUAGCAGUGGUCAAAUCAACAAUUUCAUUUUUCAACCAGUCAGCAAAGCGAAAUUUUGUUUUAAAGCAGGAGUUAGGCUCUCAACUGACCAGUCUUUGUGAAACUAGAUGGGUAGAGCGCCAUGAUUCUCUUAUAAGAUUUCCAGAUGGACUAGUUAAAGUGGUGAGUGCACUAUCAGCAAUAUCUCAAUGGAAAUGCUCAAGCUCUAGUUCAUCAGCCUCUACCCUCAUCCAUUCUUUGUGCAGGGCAGAAUUUAUCUUUUCCUUAAUUUCACUUAUCAAUGUUCUGAAAGUAACACUUCCUCUGAGUCGUUUUCUUCAAUCUCCAACACUUGAUUUGACAAGCGCAUCUGAAUGUCUAAAUGUCACCAUGACAACCCUGGAGAAUAUGCGAUGUAACGCUGAUCAUACUUUUUCCACUUUGUAUAUGGAGGCUACAGAAUUGGCCUCAGAUCUUGGAGUGGAACUAAAAUUGCCACGUCUUGUAGAAAGACAAGUGCACAGAUCAAAUUACAAUGCAGGAUCAACUGAAGAAUUCUACAGGAAAUCUUUGUAUAUUCCUUUGCUGGAUAACAUUAUUAACGAUUUAAAAGCUUGUUUGCCAGAAAACUCGAUGCAGUGUUUCCAGAUUCAAAUAUUGAUGCCACCCGUACUUGUAAAAAACAAAAUGGAAACCAUGGAUCCUGUUGCUGUCCACUCUUUAUCAAGCAGUUUCCACCCUCUUCUAGCUGAUGGUAGCCUGAGGAUAGUGGAGACAUUACUUCAGGGAGAAAUUUGUCUCUGGCUCACAAAGUGGAAAAGGGAGUUAUCCCAAAACAAUGAAAUUCCACAAACAGUCCUUGAAGUUUUAGAUGUGUGCGACAAGGACCUCUUUCCAACCAUCAGAAGUUUACUUCUGAUCUUAGCAACUCUACCUGUAAGUGUGGCCUCUGCAGAGAGAUCAUUCUCAACCCUCCGUCGUGUUAAAACAUGGCUUCGGUCACGAAUGUCAGAGGAAAGAUUAAAUGGAUUGAGUUUGCUUUACAUUCAUAGAGAUGUUCCUGUGAAUACUGACCGAAUAAUUGAGCUGUUUGCAAAGCAAGGAAAAUGCAGAAUUGAGCUAAUUCUGUAA